AUGGCGAAAGUGCAGAACAAACAGCAAGACGUCCAGGGGAUCAAGCUCUUCGGAAAAACAAUAGCGGUGCCGGAGAAACAAGAACAAGAUGAGCAGCCAGUUCUAAAAGAACCUAAAGAAGAUGAGAAAAAUGAAGAUGAUCAAAACCUAGACAAGAAGCCCGAAAAGAUAGUCCCAUGCCCUAGAUGCAAAAGCAUGGAAACAAAGUUCUGCUACUUCAACAACUACAACGUUAAUCAACCUAGACACUUCUGCAAAGGCUGCCAGAGGUACUGGACGGCAGGUGGGGCCCUCCGGAACGUUCCCGUCGGAGCUGGCCGUCGGAAAAUGAAGCUGCCGGGCCUCGGCGGAGUUGAAGGGUUUUCCGAGAGUUGUAGCAUGUUUGAGCAUGUGGGUUCCGGGGUGCAACCGCUUGACAUGGCGGUGGAUGGUGGUUUCCGCCAUGUUUUUCCGGCGAAGAGGCGGAGGUGCUAG
This is a messenger RNA of Daucus carota subsp. sativus, 474 nucleotides long. RefSeq names its product dof zinc finger protein DOF1.5. Gene Ontology annotation, biological process: regulation of DNA-templated transcription. Lineage: Eukaryota; Viridiplantae; Streptophyta; Magnoliopsida; Apiales; Apiaceae. The coding region runs from base 1 to 474 and encodes 157 amino acids. Gene Ontology annotation, molecular function: DNA-binding transcription factor activity; DNA binding. The transcript has a single exon. The record is from RefSeq and is a predicted model, not a curated record.